UCAAGCGGGACCAAACGGCAACGCUUACUUCCGCCCAAUCCACCGCUUCGUCCCACCGCCAAACGCAACACGCGUCGGUAACUCGUCCCAUCUCGUGCCGGGGCCUCCACAGCCAAUCUUUCCUCACGCUUCGCGACGAAAUAAACCCUCGUUUACGGCCAAGCGAUGGUUCGGCUCCCGCUUUGCGUAGUCCACGGAUCAGCAGAUCCACGUCCAACACGGGACGCCUCAACCACCCAUAAUGUAGCCUCAUCGCCCACGCGUCGACAGAUCAUCCCGGCUUCUUCGAGCGGCCCGUGGCAGGGCCAUCACAGCCGAUCCUCUCUAACGUGCGAGUCACGAAGCUUCAUUCCGGUCACCUCCGACGCGGUCAUGUUUGUCUACUUCCAAUGGUCAGAAUCCAUCCCUCUCCCUAUCCGUCCGAUCCACAUCGUACGACCGGAUGUCGUGAACCGGAUGGGUCCCGAGGAUCCCUCCCCCACUCCCCGACGGCCGGCGUUUUCCCCGUGGCCUGGUGAAGUCCGUGGCGAUCGGUUCGUCCGGUGCAGCAACGCAGCAGCGGGAGGGAGAUGGAAGGAGGACGAACACCACACCAUAAAUCUCUGCUUUCUCCCUUCUUAAAGCUUUCAUUUAGUCUCUGCAAUCAACAGUAGCGAAUCGAAGUUGACGUUAAAGUUUCUGUUUUCCUUCUUUCUCUUCUUCUCUCCGUCGUCUUGCUCAGGUCGCUCAGGUCAUCGAGCCAGCGGCCAUGUCUGGUGGAGACUCAGACGCUUCUACGGUGACCAGAGGACCCGUACGAGCUCCGCUGUGGAGUGGCCAUGGCUCUGUGCUCGCUCCUCGCUAAUGUUUCCGAAUCCAGGUUACUUCUUCCUCUAAGGAUAAGUUGCAUUCAAGAAUGCUUCAUUUCUUCGUCGUCAUCCGUAGUGGCGCCAGCACACUCGUGGGGAGGAACCAUUGAGAUCACCGAUGCCGGUGGCGGGCCUCGGGAGCAGAGGAGGGGCUUGAAGAGAGUCUACGACAGGAGUUCGCUCCACCACCGCCGAGCCAAGCGGACGAGGACCGGCGGCGUUGCAGGAUUAGUCGACGCCGAGAGCGAAGGGCCUCCGUUGGUGGAAGUUUCAACAUGCUCGAGCUCUUCUCUUUUACGAUCUGUUAAUGGUCCUCGGAACGAGUGGACCACAUGAGGUGCCGAUUCGAAUGACACUUCUCCGUCCGAUUCGAGUUCAUCGUCGGGUGCAUGCAAUUCCUUUGGCAAUGUGACGUCCAAUGAGCCUCGUGCUCGUUCUGCUCCCGGUGUUGCUGAGGUAGGAGGUGAAGAAGGAGAGGGUGGCGAGACGGAGCUGCAGGGCCAUGAACUCGUGAGCUUGCUCACGUCCUGCGCCGACUCCAUCAGCUCCGGAAACUACGAAGCCAUCAACUAUUUCUUAGGUAGACUGGGAGACAUGGCCACUCCGAUGGGCACCCCUGUUCAUCGCUUGGUCGCCUACUUCACCGAGUCCUUGGCGCUCCGGGUCGCAAGGCUCUAUCCUCACAUCUUCACCAUCAAUGCUCCUCCGAGGCGCCUCAUCGACGCCAGUGAGGAAGACGACGCCACAGCGCUGCGGCUCCUCGAUCUCAUCAGCCCCAUCCCCAAAUUCCUCCACUUCACGCUGAAUGAGAUGCUGCUGAAGGCAUUCGAAGGUAGGGACAGAGUGCACGUCAUAGACUUGGACAUCAAGCAAGGUCUCCAGUGGCCGAGCUUACUCCAGAGCUUAGCUUCCAGGCCUCGUCCUCCCAGCCACGUGCGGAUCACCGGCGUCGGCGAGUCCAGACCCGACCUCCACGCCACCGGAGUCAGGCUCGCCAGGAUCGCAGAGUCGUUGCACCUCCCAUUCGAGUUCCACCCGGUGGUGGACAGGUUCGAGGAUCUCAGGCUCUGGAUGCUUCAUGUGAAGAGGGAGGAGUGCGUGGCCGUGAGCUGCAGCCUAAUGAUGCACAGGGCGCUGCACGAUGAGAGCGGAAAGGCUUUCAUGGAUUUGCUGGGUCUGAUAAGGAGCACGAACCCAGCGACUGUGGUAAUGGCGGAACAGGAAGCAGAGCACAACGAACCAGACUGGGGGAGGAGGUUAGCGAGAUCACUCAACCACUACGCAGCCAUCUUCGAUUCUUUGGAUGAUGCUCUCCCUCAGGACAGCCAUGCCAGGAUCAAGGUGGAGGAGUUGUUCGCCAAGGAGAUCAGAAACAUAGUUGCUUGUGAAGGAGACGAGAGGAUCGAAAGGCACGAGAGUUUCCAGGGGUGGAGGAGGAGGAUGACGCAGGAAGGUGGGUUUACAUGCUUAGGCAUCGGAGAAAGGGAGAUGCUUCAGAGUCGUAUGAUACUGAGGAUGUAUUCCUGCGACAAGUACAGCAUAGAUGUGGAAGGGGAAGGCCAUGGACUCACUCUCAAGUGGUUGGAUCAGCCUCUGUACACAGUCUCUGCAUGGGUUCCUGUGGAUGUUGCCGGCAGCUCCUCUGCACAUCUCAGCCAAAUCUGAUGGUCUCUGCAUCAUUUCUCUUACAGAUUCUUUUAUACUCUUACACAGACAUCAA
Messenger RNA from Musa acuminata AAA Group (dessert banana), 2568 nucleotides. Its product is annotated as protein DWARF AND LOW-TILLERING-like. Gene Ontology annotation, cellular component: nucleus. NCBI's taxonomy places the organism in Eukaryota, Viridiplantae, Streptophyta, Magnoliopsida, Zingiberales, Musaceae. Gene Ontology annotation, molecular function: sequence-specific DNA binding; DNA-binding transcription factor activity. The coding region runs from base 1443 to 2513 and encodes 356 amino acids. Gene Ontology annotation, biological process: regulation of DNA-templated transcription. The transcript has a single exon. The record is from RefSeq and is a predicted model, not a curated record.